Amorphotheca resinae ATCC 22711 is the source of this 1389-nucleotide messenger RNA. RefSeq lists its product as hypothetical. Gene Ontology annotation, cellular component: endoplasmic reticulum; Dsc E3 ubiquitin ligase complex. Gene Ontology annotation, biological process: protein processing. NCBI's taxonomy places the organism in Eukaryota, Fungi, Ascomycota, Leotiomycetes, Helotiales, Amorphothecaceae. Bases 95 to 970 code for a protein of 291 amino acids. The transcript has a single exon. The record is from RefSeq and is a predicted model, not a curated record.
CGAGGAUAUUGACUUCCCAGGACAAGACAUGCACAAUCCGACCAUGUGGCUAUAGCUUGAGAGGUGAGCGGUUGACCUUGACUCUCCCGUCUCCAUGGCUUCUUCGAUCGCCCCAGAUACCGCGCCCGCAGCCUCAACUCCCCUCUAUGUGACCAUUCGCUUUACGACCGCGAUUCCUGACCUUCCUCUGGAUAUCCCAGAGCCGCAUGGAACCACGGUCAUCGCGCUGAAGCAUCUACUCCGGUCGAAGCUUGAUCCGCAGACCUCCAAACAUCGAUUCCGCUUUAUACAUGGCGGUAAAUUGCUUCAAGACGAGGAUCUCCUCACAGAUGUCCUGAAGAUACCGCAUGCACCCCCUCGAGCUCCAGAUCCUAAGGGGAAAGGCAAGGAGGUCGAAAUCCCGCCUUCCCGCGUCUACAUAAAUUGCUCCAUCGGGGAUGUUCUUAGCUCUGCUGAGCUUUCUGCUGAAGCACUAGCAGCUGCCGAAUCAUCCAACAAGUCGAAGAAAGGGAGGGAUACCAAGAGCCCAUCCAAGAAUGGAGCUGUAUCGCAGUCGACAACGACGCCAGCCCCUCGCGGCUUUGACCGGCUCCUCUCUGGAGGCUUCACUCCUGCAGAGGUGAACCAACUCCGGCUGCAAUUCCUUUCCAUCCAGGCAAGUAUACACACUCCAGAUACUAUGCCCUCGCCAUCUACAUUACGACGAAUGGAGGAUGCGUGGAUCGACGACAAUGCGGGACAUGCGGGAACAACGAGUGGUGAUGGCGCUUUCGACUUUGGAGACGAUAGUCUGGGUGGUGGCGCGUUGGAUGACCUGCUAUGGGGAAAUAUCAUGGGCUUCUUGUGGCCCCUUGGUUGCGUCGGGUGGAUCAUUAGGGAGGGUGGCGUAUGGUCGCGAAGGAGGCAGAUCGCUGUCAUCACUGGCUUCAUGCUCAGCAUUUCAUUUGGGAUCCUGAGGGUUAUAUCGUGAUACAUGCAUGCACCUGGGGCGUAGCGCACGACCGGAGUUGGUGAGUAACAUACGUCUUGAUAUCUUCCAUAGUAGCAGUGGACUUAUGGAUAUCAAAUACGCCAAAGCUUCCAUCCCGUUCAAUCACAAGCUUGCCGCUUUCAAGGUGGUCGCAUGAUUGAAGUCUAGAUGGUAGCACUGGAUAGGGAAAAGAGCACCGGAAUAAAGGGAUGAUAAUAACGACCUCAGGGCCCGGUAGUGAUGGAUAUAGCAUAGCAGUGGAUGGCAGAAAACAAAUGAAGAGGUCGGGAGCGAGAGAGAAUCAGAACUUAUGAAAAUGUUCUUUCAAACUCUACGUCCAAACUUCCAACUGAUAGAUAUCACUCGAUCACCGCCAGUGGGUGGUUCUCGAGGCUUUCGUCCGGAACCACUGCCCCUCC